Molecule: messenger RNA, 2677 nt
Organism: Aplysia californica (California sea hare)
Lineage: Eukaryota; Metazoa; Mollusca; Gastropoda; Aplysiida; Aplysiidae
Product: peroxisomal biogenesis factor 3
Biological process (GO): protein import into peroxisome membrane
Cellular component (GO): peroxisomal membrane
Molecular function (GO): protein-macromolecule adaptor activity
Source: RefSeq, a predicted model, not a curated record
UUUGAGGAAGUUGUUUGCGCUAGCAUCAUGAUAGGUGGUUUGUGGGCGUUCGUGAAAAGGCACAGGCGAAAAUUCGUCUUCCUUGGAUCUUUUGUUGGUGGGAGCUGGCUUUUGUAUAAAUACAUCUGGAAGAAGAUACAAGAGAUCCGAGAUGAAGAGGACAAACAAUACUUAAUUCUUGUCAGGCGCCAGCAUCACUUUGACAGCAAUCAGAGAACGUGCAACAUGACAGUACUGGCGAUGGUCUCGAAUGUGAGAGAAAUACUAACAAAAACCUUGGACACAGAGAGCAUCAAGGAGAUGUUGAAAUCAAACCCACAAAACAAACUGGACCUUUGGGAAGAGCUCAAGGUUAUGAGUGUUACACGUACACUUGCGUCGGUGUAUGGCACAUGUAUCCUGUCAGUGAUGCUCCGAGUUCAACUCAAUGUGGUCGGGGGCUAUCUCUACCUGGACAGCGUCCACCCAACCAAUGGACAUAAGGUGGAGUCUGGUCACAGUGCCCAGAUCCCUCAGCGGGUACAAGAGCGUUACCUGUCUCUUGUCAAACAGUUUAUUGAACAAGGUUUCCUUGAUUUCAUCAAUUAUCUACGCCUUGCUGUGAUGAAAGAGAUUGGAUCGCUACCCUUGAAAGAGUUGAUGUCUCUGGAUCAGCUGACCUCCGUGUUCGAUCACAUCCGUGAGCGCGUGGAAUGUGGUGUGGACAAACCCACGCAGUCGUUGUACCCAUACCUGCUGACCAGUGAGCAAGUGCCUGACAUUGCCAAAACUACGGUGCAAAACUCUGAAGAUGAGCUGCUGGAGAAGCUGAUUGCAGAAACAAGGGACAUUCUCGAGAGUAAUGACUUCCACACUGUGCUCAAGGGCAGCAUCGACCGCGGCUAUCACUGCAUUCUUGAUGGUGUUGCUGACCACUACAAGCAACAGUCAGCUUCAACUGAACAUCCUUCUGGGAUUCAUGAGAUUUCCAUAGCUCUGGCCAAGCUAGUGCCUGUGAUCAACUCUCUGAUGUACAGCAUCUGCGGGGACGCUCCCAACCCUUUUAUACAGGAACUACUCUUGAUGGAAGAGCUCAAACAGCUGGCAGCCAACGUUUAUGAGGCCUUCAGUCAAGAUCCCUCGGAAAAACCCUCGAUCUGAGUGCUGCAUUGUUGCCGUGGCGAUGCUCUUUGUUGUUUUGUCAGGGUUAGUGUUGGGAGACGGAAGCCAGGUUGUGAAAUCACAGAAUCACAGACUGCUUGAGGCCUCAAAGGGAGGGGGGGGGGGGGGGCACAUGACAUGAGAGCACAUAUUUGGGUCUUUUUCUUUCACUCCCACUUUGUGGGGAUUAGCAAUGAAGAUGAAUUGAAACAACACAGGCAUCUUCAUCUUGUCUGUUAUGCUCAACCUUACAGCUGUACAUGGAUGGACAAAGUGGCAUCACUUUGGUCUCAGAGAUGGAUUGGGGUUUUUUUGUGUUCCUCAACUGAGGCCAAGUGUAUUUUUUGAUGGAAACUGUAUUGUGGCAUUGCAUUUUUUAACACUCACUAGUAAUAUGACUUUUACUUUACUGUCUUUGCUCUCAGUGACAGUCCCAAUACACCAAUGAACAGUGACAAAUGUACCAUGAAGGUGGAUUUCAAGAGUAUUAGAGAAAUAUUUGGGGAUUAAGAUGUGCAAAAUUUUCAUCACUUUACAAGGUAAUUCAGAUAUCUAUAUAUAUACUAUAUAAAUUUAAUUUCAGGUGUUUGUACACCCGAUCUCAUGACAGUAUGUGGGUGGAUUUUUUUUUUGGUGGGAAUGUAUAUAUACAUUUGAAAGAGAUUUCUGAUUUGGAAGUUAUGCAGUUGCGAGCGCCGCAAAACCCCAUACUAAACUAAACUGAUUUGGAAGUUAUGCAGUUGCGAGCGCCGCAAAACCCCAUACUAAACUAAACUGAUUUGGAAGGAUUUCCAAUAAUAUAAUUUAGUCUGGCCUGCUUUGUGCAGACUUGCGUCAAUGUAUGAAGGUCUUUUGUAUGCAUUAGCCCUCCAAUGACCUUUGGGUUUCAUGAUCCCAAGUCUUACUGGCUAUGCUCUAUUGAAAAUGUUUGGUACUGUGAGACAAAAUGUGUUGUGGCAUGGUGGAAUCAGGCACUCGUCAAUUUUUUAAAACUAUAUAUGGAGUUAUUGGCAUCAUGCCUGUUCAUUUGCCUUGUUUUUUAUUUUAAAAAUACCCAUAUAUCUUAAAUAGAAGUUUAGAUAUAUUUAUGGUUGAAAGAGGAGGGGUAGCUUGAUGUCAGAGAUAAACUUGGCUACUAAAUGGCUGCCAAAAUUUGGUGAGUUCCAAGGCUGGUUUACUAGGAAACUGCAUGUUAACAUUUUUUGUGCCUCUGCUCUACAGUUUUCUGUAAAAUCCAAGCAAGAAUGUUUUGGUAAAUGGACAUUAAAGGUGGUGAGCCCAAAAUUUAAAAAAAUUAUAUAAAAACUGCUCAACUAGUGGAAAAUAUCGAUUUCUUUGAUUUCCUUAAUUUGUCGAAUGCCUGAUUUACCGUGGUGCCUCACAAAUUUGUUUCACAAUGUGUAUUCCUGCUGGGUGAAAACUCAGCGCCUACCGCAGAGAAUCAUGUUGUAUCAUGAUAUUGUGAAAGGAAGAACCCUUUGUAAAAAUGAAGACUGCUUAGUUUGUACAUUGGCGUACACCGUACACCUGACAGAUU